This is a messenger RNA of Geodia barretti, 489 nucleotides long. The record is from the annotation of a GenBank genome assembly. Lineage: Eukaryota; Metazoa; Porifera; Demospongiae; Tetractinellida; Geodiidae.
UUGACCUGCGUCAGCUUCGGUAUAAACCACCCUGCCUGUGCUACCAUCGGGCAGUGCCUACACAUCCUGCACGCUCCUCCGGAGGUAGCACCAUUGGACAGGUUCCUGCGCCGCCGAUGGACGAGAUUCACCCGUCCGUUUGGCCGCAACAGGCUCUGGCAUCCCGGGGACUGGCGCUGGAACGAGCGAGUUCUGGUAGCCGGAGAGGGGAUCGCGUUCAUUUCUGCAACGUUGGCGCUGGCCGCAGAAUUGCUUCACUGGCAUGGGCAAGGCACUAACUGGUUCCUGCUCGCUACCCCCAUCGUGGGUUCUGGGUCGCUCCUGUGGUACGCCUGGGACACCGUUACCGUUGGCGACCGCCCGUUGACGACUACCAGCAUCCAGAACAUACGUCAGGUGGUGCAGGGGAUGAUGCUGGAAGAUGCCGGCGCCAUCGUCGACUGGCAGCACCCCGACGACCAGGGCUCGAUCCCGCUGCGCAUCGAGUAG